This is a messenger RNA of Spea bombifrons (plains spadefoot toad), 4893 nucleotides long. It is a transcript of the gene ITGA7, whose product is annotated as integrin subunit alpha 7. The transcript is spliced from 25 exons. Gene Ontology annotation, molecular function: integrin binding. Lineage: Eukaryota; Metazoa; Chordata; Amphibia; Anura; Pelobatidae. The coding region runs from base 39 to 3350 and encodes 1103 amino acids. Gene Ontology annotation, biological process: cell-cell adhesion; cell-matrix adhesion; cell adhesion mediated by integrin. The record is from RefSeq and is a predicted model, not a curated record. Gene Ontology annotation, cellular component: integrin complex; external side of plasma membrane.
UAUUGCCCCCACUACCUCCACUCCCAUCAGUCUGCAGCAUGCCUGCAGCAUGGCUUACACGGCUCUACCUCAGCCUCAUGGCUAUAGACAGGAUCGCUGCCUUUAACCUGGAUGUCAAGAACACUAUCAUUAAGGAUGGGGAGAAGGAAAGCUUCUUUGGAUUCUCGGUCGCCCUACACAAGCAGUUGAGACCCGAACCCCUAAGUUGGCUUUUAGUUGGUGCUCCUCAGGCCUCAGCAUUACCGCAUCAACAUGCGGAACGAACAGGAGGUCUCUAUCAAUGUCCACUGACCUCCGAGUCAAGGGAAUGUACACGAGUGGAUAUUGACUCUGGAGUGCACAGGAGUCGAGAAAGUAAAGAAAAUCAAUGGCUCGGGGUAGUUGUGAAGAGUCAAGGUCCUGGUGGAAAGAUUGUGACUUGUGCCCACUUGUAUGAGUCUCGGCAGAGGGUGACGCAGCCUUCAGAGACACGAGAUGUUAUCGGCCGCUGCUUUGUUUUGAGCGAAGACCUCAGCAUCAGCGACGAUCUGGAUGGUGGAGAGUGGAAAUUUUGUGAGGGUCGACCACAAGGCCAUGAGAUGUUUGGAUUCUGCCAGCAAGGGAUGUCAGCCGGAUUUACUUCAGAUAACCAUUACAUCAUGUUCGGGGCCCCAGGAACAUACAACUGGAAAGGGGAGCUGCGGGUGGAGCUUUUUAAUCAGAGUGCUCUGGAUCUGGGCACUUACGAUGACGGCCCGUAUGAAGUUGCUGGAGAGAACAGCCAGAAACCAGAACUGAUACCACUUCCAUUCAACAGUUAUCUGGGUUUUUCAGUGGACUCAGGGUGGGGAGUGACAGGAAAGGACAGGCUGAGUUUUGUAAGCGGUGCCCCCCGGGCUAAUCACACUGGAGCUGUGGUUAUCUUACGUAAGGACAGUGGAAGCCAACUAAUCCCAGAGGCCACUUUGUGGGGAGAGACCAUAGCUUCAUCCUUUGGAUACUCGGUGGCCAUCGAAGACCUGAACAAUGAUGGGUGGAUGGACUUGCUGGUUGGUGCCCCAAAUUUCUUCUCACGUAAAGAAGAAAUUGGAGGUGCCGUUUAUGUCUACAUGAAUCAGGCAGGAAAACUGAACAGCUCACCUCCUCUUCGACUGAAUGGGACCGAUGGCUCCAUGUUCGGGAUUUCUGUUGGCAGCUUGGGAGACAUAAACCAGGAUGGUUUCAAAGAUGUUGCAGUUGGAGCACCAUUUGAUGAAAAUGGAAAAGUGUAUAUUUAUCAUGGGAGCCGAACAGGACUAGUGACCAAACCAGCACAGAUACUCCAUGGAAUAGGUGUUGGAGUGAGGACCUUUGGAUAUUCCUUUUCUGGUGGGCUGGAUAUUGAUGGGAACGGGUACCCUGAUCUUGCUGUUGGCUCUCUUUCUGACACAGUGGUCCUCUACAGGUCUCGCAACGUUAUCAGACUUCACAGAGGUGUCACCAUUAAUCCACAAAAUAUUGAUCUGGAGCAGCAGAACUGCAAGCAUGGGUCAGGCAUCUGCGUGGAUUUAAGGACAUGUUUCAGUUAUAACGCUGAACCCACCAACUACAAUCCCAUAAUCACUUUAAGGUGUGUUUUUGAAGUGGAAGCAGCCAGAAGACAACAAGGAAAGUCAAGCCGAGUAGUUUUCCUAAAAAGGCCAUCCAGUGACCCAGAAUACAGGUUUACUAACAUGCUGGAGCUUCCCCGGCAGUCAUCCACUCAAUGUUUUCAUGUCACGUUCCAGCUACAGGACGGUAUUAAAGACAAACUUCGGCCUAUCACAGUAGCACUCAAAUACAACAUACAUGAUGCACAAAACAACAGACAUUUGACUAGGGAGACGUUGCCUCCUCUCCUUCCUAUACUCAGCCAUGACGAUCCAGGGAUCUACACCACCGAGGUCAACUUUCUCAGAGAAGGCUGUGGAGAGGACAAGAUCUGUCAAAGUAACCUGCAGUUGAAUCACAACUUCUGUUCACGCAUUGGGAACACCAAUCAGUUUACACCACUGCCCAUGGAGGACAAGGUUCCAGUGUUUUCACUGACUGACCAGAAGGACAUAGCCCUGAAGAUCACCGUCACUAACUUCCCUUCUGACCAGCUCAACCCUCAGCUUGAUGGAGAUGAUGCUCAUGAGGCACAGCUAAUUGCAACCUUUCCGGACACGCUGUCCUACUCCGGUGUCCGUCUAGCUCCAGAGAGCACAGCAUCCUUUAUGGAUAAGACACUGGUGUGCAGCUCCAACGAUAAUGCAUCUCAAGCAAUCUGUGAACUUGGAAACCCCAUGAAGCGGAAUACUGAGAUCACAUUUUAUCUGAUCAUCAGCACCCCAGGGAUCACUAUAGAAACUACAGACCUGGAAGUGAAACUUGAGCUGGCCACGAUCAGCGAGCAGGCCAACCUUCCCGUUGUGCAUGCAAGAGCCAAUGUGAUCAUUGAACUGCUACUUUCUGUAUCUGGGGAGGCAUCACCACAGAGGCUGUAUUACAGCGGUGAGGUGAGGGGAGAAUCCACCAUGAAGACUGAAGACGAUGUGGGCAGUGCUCUGGACAUUGAAGUAACAGUAUCUAAUAGAGGCAAGUCAUUGCGUACAUUGGGGUCUGCCUUCCUGAACCUCAUGUGGCCACAUGAACUGAUUAACGGCAAAUGGCUGCUAUAUCCAAUGCAACUUGAGCUAAAUGGAAAGGAUCAAUCUGGGCGUGGGACGCACUGCAGUCCCACCAGUGCUAUCAACCCACUCAAACUGCUUAAAGCCAAUAAUGUACGAGAGGAGACUCCAAGUUCUGGACACCUGUGGCCGCUCUCCUAUCCCGCAAAGAAGAAAGACAUAGUUCUGGACUGUGCCAGGGCUACGGCCGGUUGUGUCAUAUUUCAGUGUCCUCUGCAUAGUAUCGAGGAGCAGGUGGUUUUAAGGGUGCAUGGAAGGCUCUGGAACAGCACAUUACUGGAGGAAUUCCCCUCUGUCAGCUCCAUGGAAGUGAUAAUCAGAGCAAAUAUUACUGUGAAGUCCACUGUGAAAAAUCUGGUGCUGAGAGACGCCACAACACAGAUUCCUGUGAUGGUGUACUCAGACCUCGUUGUGGCAGCAGUUGGGGGCAUUCCCUGGUGGAUUAUUCUUAUUGCUGUGCUGGCUGGGAUAUUGCUACUCUUACUCCUUGUGUUGAUAUUGUGGAAGUGUGGGUUUUUCAAGAGGAAACGUUACCAGGAAGAGAAGUUGCCACAGCACCAUGCUGUAAAGAUUCCAAAAGAGGAGAGGCCAAUGGUGUGGGAGGAGAAGACAGGGACUAUUAAAAAGAAGGACUGGGUGACAAACUGGAGCGAGGAUGGGUCAUUGAACAACUCUUCCUAACCUCUAUUCCUCUCUCUCCUGUGGAAUCCAACCCCUCUUCAAGACUACCCCGGUGACAGAAAGGCUUGGAUCCCUUUGAUGUUGGGUUCUUUCUAGUAUUUUAUUUCCGAUUGUAUAUAAAGUCAUCACUGGAUUUGAAGACAUUUCAGGAUUGGCUUAGCACUGCUGUUUAUAUCCGCCAGCUCCAGGAGAUUCAUCUGUGGCAUUAACGCAUUGCAAGUGAUGGAGCACAACUGAAAAUAUGCUUCCUUGUGUAUUUAUCCUCAAAUGACACUGCAUACAGGGGAAAACUAGAAAAUAUUGUGCGUUUUCCUCAAUAUGGAUCUUAAGUGGAUUUGUUACACUCUGUGGUAUUCAUAUCAUACUACCACAGAUUCCACUGACAAAAACCUUUGAUGAUGGGGAAAGACUUAUAGACAUUUGAGAUUCAAUGUAUAGGCAACUGGACACCAGAACUAAUGGAUAUCCCAUUGUGUUAAAUAUGUUUUACAUGAACUUGAAAUUAUGUUAUGCACAUAAGUGUUGCCUUACUAGCUCCUUGCUGCUGCCGCAUGUCUAUCCAAUUUCCAUAAUAGUUAUUCAGUUAUGCCAGAGUUGACAAAGAUUGAUGUCUUUUAUAUAUGUCAAACCAAAAGGGCUCAGUCCACCAGGCUCACCAAGCAUUUUAAUAUGAAGCCCUGCUACCUAUUCUACUGGAUUUGAAUUACGAGUAGCUUCCAGAAUAUUAUUUCAAUGAAUGUUUUAAGAACAUCUGGCAGACAGGGAUGGAUUUCCCAUACAGCACUUGCACAGAACACCAGACUUAAUGCCACAUCAGGAGACCAGUAGCAUUGGCUACUUGUUAGUCUUUUAAUUUCUUUCUCAUUUUCUGUCUGGUUUUUCUGACAAUUACCUAUUGUGCAUACGAACUGAUCUAGUGUUGGUUAGAAUUUGUGCCUAGGUAAGCUUGGGUUGUAGAUCUGGCCAUGUAAACAUCUUGCGCUUCUUCACUGUGAAACAUACCAAAGACUUUCUCCUGUUGUUUGCAGUAUCAAACAGGUAGAAUUUCAUAUGAUAGUUUGAAUUAAAUCAAAACCUAUAAAUUAGGUCUUGAUUCUCUUUAUAUCUGAUAUACACUAACAUUUGUCAUUCUUUCACAAUCACAUGCCCUCUUUAUCACACUCUUGUAUCUCUUCAAGGAGCACCCUGGUAACUCACUGUUAGCCCACGCGUUGUAGUAUUAUGGCUGAUAAAGUUGUAUAUAUUGCUUCAUUUAUGUCCUACAAAGUUUUGAGUCCAAUUAAGAGCUGUAUGAUCACCAGUAACAUCACUUGAUUCAUUAUAUGUGCCUUGAAACACCAUGGUGAAGUAUGAAACUUAAUUAUGGCGCAAAAAUGUAUAUUCAACCAAAUGAAUGGGAGACCUGAAAAAUCGUUUUUAUUUUAAUUUUUCCAUGAUGUGGAAGGGUUAGAAGAGGGCUGUACAACUCCAGUCUUUGAAGGCCACAAUGGUUUCAUAUACCAGCUUCAUUAAACUACUUGAUUUUUUGAUGAGAUACACAGAA